Molecule: messenger RNA, 1347 nt
Organism: Alternaria burnsii
Lineage: Eukaryota; Fungi; Ascomycota; Dothideomycetes; Pleosporales; Pleosporaceae
Exons: 3
Coding region: 1-1347 (448 amino acids)
Molecular function (GO): S-adenosylmethionine-dependent methyltransferase activity
Source: RefSeq, a predicted model, not a curated record
AUGAAGCCAUCGUUGCUACUCAUCUUCGCCGGCCUCAGCUCAGUGGCUUUGGCCAACGUCGGCACACCGAGUAGAGAGAGCCAAGCCCAUGUGACAGGUAGCACACCGGGCGCCGCCCAAGUCAACAUGGCCAUUGACGACGCGCAUAUAGCACAGGAUCCGAUGAUGAUGGGUGCCAUGCCCUCAAGUAACGGCGACGACUCACCUCGCCAUCGACAAGAGAAGGCGCACCUCCUCAAGAGGAUGGAUAAGAAGAGCGGUAAAUGGGGCACGAGCCAUCCGCGAUACCGACUUCUCGAAGCAUUGUGGGCAUAUACCAGUUACCGCGAACGUCACAUGGCCGAGUUGGACCGAUGGCGAAGCUUGUACAAAAGCACUGGAAAGAAGCAGAAGAAGGUGUUGGAGAAGGCGGUUGGCUAUACAAAGAAGCUGGACGAAAUCGAAGAACUGAUAUACGUCAACGCGGCUGUCUCGCGGAGCAUCGCUCGUCAUGCGAUGGAGUUCUACGGUAUCGACCAGGCGGAGUUAGACGAGCACAUCAAGCAAGCCGAGAAGGACAAGCGGCAAGCAGAUAAAUUUGCGACGGCGCAAACAUUAAAGCAUUUCGUACGAGAUUGGGCCGACGAAGGUCUCAAGGAGAGAAAUGAAGCCUUUCCAUGCAUCUUGAGCACGUUGCGCGCCAUUAGAGCAGAGUCUCCAAAUGGUGCAUCUCUCAAAGUACUGCUGCCAGGCUCUGGAGUCGGCCGGCUGGGUCAUGAUGUUGCAAAUCUUGGAGGGUUUGAGGUGACGAUCAACGAGUGGUCGAUGUUUAUGAACGUUGGUUAUCGCUACAUGGAAGCGCAAAGGCAUGCGAAUGCUGUCACCAUACACCCCUUCAUCGAAGCGAUGUCGCACCAUGCCACGAAAGCCGAUAUGACGCGAAGUGUCAUAGUGCCCAAUAUGACCCCCAACCCCGCCGUACUGCUCGUCGAGGGCGAUUUCAAUACCGCCUUCAAUGAUCAGCCAGGCCACUACGACGUCAUCGUCACUCACUUCUUCAUUGACACGGCCCGCAAUCUCAUGGCCUACUUCGACACCAUUCACCGACUGCUGAAGCCUGGCGGUAGAUGGAUUAACUUUGGCCCACUCCUCUAUGGUACCGGGCCUUUUGUGCAGCUCAGUCUGGAGGAGAUCAUUAAUGUCGUUGAAGAGUUGAAUUUUGAGUUUGAGGACAUAGGUAACGAGUGCGGUGAACUGACCUUCAAGGACAAGAAAGUUCGGAGCAAAGAGGCGGAGUACGGCUUCAACAGGAAAGCGCUGACUAGGUAUGCGUACCUUGCGCAAGUAUGGAUGGUAAGAAAGACCUGA